AUGCGAGAAGAAUUCAGCACUCUCUUCCUUCUGUGUACACACGAACUAGCGCUAUCCACUAGGCCAGGAGCGGAAGGGAGAGAAAAACUCACUUUGCUAGAACAGCCCGCUUACGCCGGGAUUCGAACCCUUGACCUGACCUCUAGAAGGGCCUCCAGCCGCCCUCCGCCCACGGUGCUCAGGCGGCCAACGGGAGAGACCGCCGCCGAGCUGACGGCUACGGUGAUGUCGGCCGCUGCUGAGACCGCGCCGCUGGCGAGGUGCGCACGAGGGCAGAGAGGCUGGUACACGAGCAAAGCGCAGCACGAGAUCUCCAAAGCGUCAAAGAGAUUAAGGCGGCCCAGCAGCAACUGCGUGGGGCGUCAAAGAACAGCGCUUUCGAGCCGACCCUGAAGGCGAUACUCAAGGCGGCGCGGAAGAAGCGCAGCAUCGCGAGGUGGAGAGCACUGAAAACGUUCUGCGAGGGCUAUGUACGGCAGCUCGGAAAGAAGAGCCGCGAGGGGGAUCAGGCGGGUUUCUACAGGCACCUGAAGAUGGUCGACGUCGAAGGCAAGAGGUCGCUCAUCUCUCAGAACAUCAAGGACGAGGACGGCAAGGUCCUUCGGGACCCCACGUUUAUUCGCCAACGGUGGGUACGGUGGUUCCACAAGCAUCUCAACACCAAGUCGCCGACCAUCGACCUGCAUGCGGCUGACAAGGUCAAGCGGUGGCCCACGUGCGUGCCACUCGACGACAUCCCAUCUCUACUUGAGGUUGAGGAAGCGGUACGGGAAAUGGCCAACAGAAAGGCCGUCGGGCUGGACGACCUACCGGCUGAGAU
Messenger RNA from Ectocarpus sp. CCAP 1310/34, 820 nucleotides. The record is from the annotation of a GenBank genome assembly. NCBI's taxonomy places the organism in Eukaryota, Phaeophyceae, Ectocarpales, Ectocarpaceae.